GUGUCUGUUUGGUGUGCGUUUAAAUUUGUCAGAUUUAAACUUAGCUAAAUGUGAUUUGCUACUAAUAUAAUAAAGUUAGUCAAAAAAAAUCUAUGGUACGACGUUGAGUCAAAUGGUUAGUAAAAUAUGGUUUUUCAUAGUUAUGAUAAUUAAUCAAAUAACAAUUUCAAAUUUUAUGAUAAAACUAAUUUUAAACGUGAUAAAUUUAGAUGUGAACCAAACCACCCAAAUUUUGAAAUUCCUCUCGUACCGCGCCUCCCUUCGUCUGGUCUGCCUCUGUUGGGCCUAUUCUCUGCACACACCCAGCACAUACACAAAACUCCAAUCCACGCCUCCCAAAGCCCUGCUCGUGUCUGCCCCUCUACCUCACCGGCUCACAGCCAAGCCAGCCACCUCCCAACCCCACCCCAAUCCAAGCUCCCAAGUCCGUCGUCUGAACCCCAUGGGUCUCUGUUUCAGCAAGAAGCAGCAAGCGGAGCGGCGAGAGGAGCAGCCCUCCAAUGACGCCAAGAAGAGCGGCGGCAAGAAAGCCGCCCAGGACACCGCGCUGGUCGCCGAUGCCAAGAAGACGCAUCAGGCAAAGGCGCCCGCCAAGAAGGCUCUAGCCAAGCUGGAGGAACCGGCGGCCGACAAGAGGACGGUAUUCGUCGUCAAGGCCGCGGCGGCGGCGGCGGCCGCCGAGGUCGCUGCCGCGGCCAAAGGCGAGGCGGAGGAGGAGGAGGUGGAGAGGGCGGCGCCGGAAGAGGAGGAGAAGCACGUUGCGGUGGGCAGGGUGCCGGUGCGGACGUCGAGCUGCACCAAGGAGGAGGUGGACGCGAUACUGAUCCAGUGCGGCCGCCUCAGUCGCAGCUCGUCGGCGUCUGGGAAGGCUCCGUCGGGCGAGCAUGGCGGCGGGCACCGGAGGUGCGCCGGAUCCAAGCGGAGCUACGACUUCGACCUCGAGAGGAGGGGCGGGGGCGCGGAGGACGAGUGCGAUUGGGGGAGGGAGGGGGCUGCGGUGUCGAGGCCGUCCCCGCGCCGGAGGACGCCGGAACGGAAGCGGUCGGCGAGCCAUGAGGGCCGCAGUGGCGGCGGGAGCGGGAGCCGGAGUCGGAGGGUGAGCCGGUCGCCGGGGCGGCGGGCGGACGGCGCCCCCGCGGCGGCUAGCUCGGGGACCGGCGAGCGGGCCGCACGGCAGCAGCCGGGGAAGAUGGUGUCGGUCCCGGCUAGGGAGAAGGGGCGCGCGCCGUCGCCAGUGAAGGCUGCUUCUGGGAAGAGGUAUCCAUCGCCAAGGUCGAACUCGCCUGCGAGGGCGGCUGCCACAGGGAAUGAGAAUGCCGGGGUGCAGCCGGCGCACGGGCCGUCGCUGAGCCGGAGCUCGUCGAGGAAGGCCGAGCAGUCGCCCUGCCGGCGCAACCCUAUGGCGGAGCUCGACGAGAACACUCUCGGCAACAAUGGCAAGCCCCAAAAGAAAUCCACCGAGACUACCGUCGCAGUGCCGCAGAAGGCGGCGGAGCGGCCAAAAGAUCUGAUCCCCAGCUGCCGGGCUUCGAAGGAGAAGACGGUAAUUUUGGAGGAGGCCGUGGCGUCGGACACCAAAGCAUCGUCCGCAAGGAUGAACGCGACCCACUCGCUGGGCAUUGUGGCCGAGAGCUCCUCCAACCCGAGGGCCGGGCCGGGGACCCGGUCGUCGAGGCGGUCCUCGCGCGAUUUCGACCACAAAGACAACUCGUACGCAUCCCUGCUCCUCGAGGAUAUCCAGAACUACCACCAGCAGAACACCAGCGCCGCCGCCACCGUCGGUGCAGCGCCGGCCUUCACGCUCCCGGCGUGCGUGUCCAAGGCCUGCUCGAUUCUUGAAGCGGUCGCUGACCUCAACUCCUCGUCGUCGGAGAAUAAGAGCUUCCAGCUGGACAGGUCGGUCAACGACAAGGAGUCCGUGAACGGGAGGUACGGCGGCAUGGCGGCGGUCACCCUCGUGGUCGAGUCGGAGGUUGUCGUGAAGGACGAUCUCAUGGAGCCGAGCAUGCACAAGUACGUCUCGGUGCGGGACAUCCCCGGGGAGACCGAGCCGCAGGAGUCCGCUGGGAGCAACAGCUUCGCUGGCAACGCCUGGACGUGCUCGUGGGAGCCCAAUUCCGUCGACUCCACUGAUCGGACGAGGACGGCCUCGCAGUCGAACAAUGGCGACGAGGUCGAGCAGCGCACCGACGACACGGUCACGGAGCAGUCUUGGCAGAGCAAGCAGAAGCCGUCGUCGCAGGAGCCCAGCCGCCGUGGGUCUACUAGCAAUGUUCAGGUCCAGCACGGGCGCGGUGCUCACCGCGCCGUCGGUGGACUGUCCGAUAUUCGCGCUGGCUCGGCGAGCUCUUCGAUUGUUUAACGAUUCUACUGGCAGUUUAGGCAUUACCUUCUAGGUGGUGAUAGUAGUUUGUAGUCCUGAAGUUCUAAUGGCAAGAUAGGUUGCUGUUUUCAGAUGUGUUUUAGCGUUUGUAUUGUUUGCUUAGCUUGAUGAUACAUUGUUCAGAUGUAAUCACCGUGGUGACAUUGGCAAUGUACACUAUUUCAUUCA
Messenger RNA from Phragmites australis (common reed), 2551 nucleotides. RefSeq lists its product as uncharacterized. The record is from RefSeq and is a predicted model, not a curated record. Lineage: Eukaryota; Viridiplantae; Streptophyta; Magnoliopsida; Poales; Poaceae. The transcript has 2 exons. The coding region runs from base 113 to 2362 and encodes 749 amino acids.